Lentinula edodes (shiitake mushroom) is the source of this 387-nucleotide messenger RNA. RefSeq names its product Endoribonuclease L-PSP. The coding region runs from base 1 to 387 and encodes 128 amino acids. The record is from RefSeq and is a predicted model, not a curated record. Gene Ontology annotation, cellular component: mitochondrion; cytosol. The transcript is spliced from 4 exons. Gene Ontology annotation, molecular function: deaminase activity. Lineage: Eukaryota; Fungi; Basidiomycota; Agaricomycetes; Agaricales; Omphalotaceae.
AUGCCCGAAUUUUUGUUCACCCCUCAGGCCAAUCCAGUCUUACCAGUCUUCUCUCAAGCUGUCAUUUCGAAAGGAACAAUUUAUGUUUCCGGGAACAUUGGAUGCGACAAGGACAUGAAGAUUGUGGGUGAUAUCAAAGCUCAAACACGGGCAGCUUUGGAAAACAUUGCAAUUGUUUUGAAGGCAGCUGGAUCCGGUUUGGAUUCCAUUGUCAAAGCCAAUAUCUACCUAACCAACAUGGCUCGGGAUUUUGGACCCAUGAAUGAGGUCUACGCAGAGUUUUUUGACAAGGACAAAAUGCCUGCCCGCACAUGCAUUGGGGUUGCAGCACUCCCAAUGGGUGCCGAUUUUGAGAUGGAAUGCACAGCUGAAAUACCAGAGAAAUAA